Molecule: messenger RNA, 4421 nt
Organism: Parasteatoda tepidariorum (common house spider)
Lineage: Eukaryota; Metazoa; Arthropoda; Arachnida; Araneae; Theridiidae
Source: RefSeq, a predicted model, not a curated record
GAUUCAAAUCAAACAUGGAAUUCACAAGUACCAGAUUUUUCAAAAUGUUUUCAAGAUAUCAUGUUUGUAACUACUCCAUCAGCGAUUUUCAGUAUUAUAUUCCUCAUCUGCGUUUGGCGAUUAAGAAAACGAAACAGCUUGAAUCCACUGCCAUGGACGUGGCUGAAUAUUUCAAAACUGGUGCUGUCACUUAGCCUUCUGAUCAUAAGUAUAAUUCAGUGCAGUACAUAUAUCCAUUUGAAAAUCUCAGAAGUCAGUGUUCCUUCCUCCUCGUUUAUAGCUUCAUCUUCCAAAAUUUUCCUUUUCAUCUUAACCAUAAAACUUAUGCUUCGACAUAGGGCAUGUGGAGUGGCUACUUCAUAUCCUCUUUCAGUUUCCUGGCUUGUUCUGACGAUUUGUGGCGUAGUGUUACAGAGAUCAGCAAUAUUAGAUUAUUUUUAUUUCGAUAAAAAACCGUCAUCAGAAAUCAUUUUCACUGUCAACAUGAUUUAUUCUCUAUUCGUAUAUAUUCAGCUGUUUUUAAGUAUGUUUGCAGAUCAGAGGAGUAUUGAUUCUCUCCAGGAUACGAAAGUAAUGGAAGAUGUAUCAUUUAUUUCUUUCGUUUCCAUGUCCUGGUUUAUCAAGUACAUCUUUGAAAGUAGACGAAAGCUUCUGACUGUACUUGAUCUAAAGUUCAUAAGUGUCCGGCUAUUGGCCAAAUUUGUAUACUCAGAAUUCCUGAAAAGAUGGAACAUAAAUAAGGAACCCAAAUCUCUUGAAUCUCGAAGUUUAGGACUAAGUUUAAUCAUUACCUUCUGGCCUUGGAUAGUGGCAGCUACGAUUUUUAAUUUUCUUUUCACGUUAGCCUUGCUGGUACCACCUUUAAUUUUAGAUCGUCUCAUAGAUUUUGUUGAGCAUGAUUAUUUUGCAUGGAGAGGUAUGCUGUAUGUGAGUUUGUUUUACAUAGUCGAUACCACGGGAAAAUUAUUCGAUAAUUUCGCAGGGUAUUACUUUUUCAACUCUGGUGCUCAGAUGAAGUCAGCUCUCAUGAAUGCAGUUUAUAGAAAGAACUUUUUACUGUCACCGGCUGCUCGUAAGGAAUUUACCAGUGGAUCUAUAUCCAAUCUUCUAUCAGUAGACAUUCAGAGACUUUCCAAUUUCACCUAUUACUGCGCAGAGCUAUUUACUUGCCCAAUCAGAAUUAUUAUCAUCUUUGUAAUUAUGUGGCAGUAUAUUGGAAUGGCAACACUUGCUGGUCUUGGUGUCAUAAUUUUCUUACUCCCUAUCGGCUACUUCAUCUCCAGAUACAGCGAAAAACUUACCGAUGAACAAAUGAAAGUUAAAGACACCCGACUGAAGUUUAUGAAUGAAAUCCUCAGUGGAAUAAAGAUACUGAAAUUAUAUGCCUGGGAAACGGCAUUUUCUGCAAAAGUGUCGGAGGAAAGAAGAAAAGAGUUGAAACUGAUUUUAUACUCCCAAAUGUGUACAGUAGUCAAUGUUUUUAUUUUUUACUGUGCACCUAUCUUGAUUUCUGUGGCAAGUUUUGCUACCUAUUUAUUUAUGGAUAAUAAAAAUGUCUUGGAUCCAACGAAAGCAUUUGUUACAAUCACUCUCAUGGAGCAGCUAAAGUAUGGCUUGUUCAUUUUGCCCGAAUCCAUUUCGGAAUUGAUACAGACUGGCGUAGCUUUGGAACGUUUGCGAACUUUUUUUGCUGCAGAAAACAUGGAUCCAGAAGCUAUUGGAACUGAACCUGAAGAAGGGGAUAUUUUAACAAUAAGAAAAGCGUCAUUCAGAUGGCCAGGAGAAGAAGAGAGCACGUUACAUGACAUCGAGUUGCAUAUACCUAAAGGCAAGUUGGUUGCUGUCAUUGGACCUGUGGGAUCGGGUAAAUCAUCAUUAUUGUCAGCAAUUCUCGGAGAGAUCAAUAGAAUGGAUGGAUCUGUAGAUAUAAAAGGAAGUUUGGCUUACGUUCCACAGCAAGCCUGGAUUUUGAAUCGUACAGUUAAAGAAAAUAUUUUGAUGAUGAAGCAUUUAGUUGAAGGAAAAUACAAUAAAGUUUUGCAUCUUUGUUGCUUAAGGCCUGAUAUGGAAAUUUUGCCAGCUGGAGACAACACAGAAAUUGGUGAAAAGGGAGUAAAUUUGAGUGGCGGUCAAAAGCAGCGUGUCAGUUUGGCGCGUGCUGUAUAUCAAGACAAAGACAUCUUCCUCCUGGACGACACACUCAGUGCAGUGGAUGUUCACGUUCGUAAAGCACUCUUCGAUGACAUCAUUGGAAACGAUGGAUUACUGAGAAAAAAAAGCAGAAUUCUCGUUACCCAUGAUGUGUCGGUACUGCAUAAAGUGGAUAUAAUUGUCAGCAUGAAGGAUGGCAGAAUUGAUGAAACCGGCUCUUAUCGAGAAUUGAUGAGUCAAAAUGGAUCUUUUAAGGAAUUUAUUCAAGAACACACAAGCCAAAUGAAUUUAGAGGAAAACACAGAGGAAGAUAAAAAAAUGCUCUGCAGAUACGUAUCUACUGAUUCUGCUUAUUCAAAAACUUCAGACGAUGGCUUGAGUAAAGAACAAAAAUUAAUUGCAUCUUUUGACGCAAGAGACGCCGAAAAAACGUAUCGAUUGAUUGAAGAUGAGAGAAUGGAAGUUGGAAAAGUACAUCGCCACGUGUAUUGGACUUAUAUGAAGAACAUGAGUUGCCCUUUAUGGGUUCUAACUAUAUUUGGAUAUUUAUGCUACGUUAUAAUGGAGACCUAUGCCAAUAUUUGGUUAGGAAAAUGGACCACAGAUCCUGUAGUAAACGGAACACAUAGUUCUUCCACUACUUAUCGAUUGGAAAUUUAUAGCGCGUUAGGCUUAGGACAAGCGAUUUUCGUCAUCAUAGGAAGUUUGUCUUUAGCACAUGGAGUGAUUACCGCAGCCGCUCGGUUUCACAACAAAAUGCUGAACAGUCUUAUAAAAUCUCCGAUGUCUUUCUUCGAUAGCACACCGAUGGGAAGAAUUACAAACAGGUUCAGCUCUGAUUUGGAUAUUAUAGAUACAGAACUCUAUGGUCAAAUUGACGGAUGGUUAAACUGCAUCCUUUACGUUCUAGCAUCCUUUUACAUUAUUGGAAGAAAUGCUCCCAUUUUUCUGGCUUCACUUCUUCCUCUUGGCGUCCUUUACUAUAUUUUUCUAAAACUGCAUCUGAACACUUAUCGGCAAAUCAGAAGACUAGAAUCUACAACAAAAUCACCCAUCUACAGUCAGUUGUUGGAAUCGAUUCAAGGAGUGUCUUCAAUUGGUGCUUACAAGGUGCAAGAGGAGUUUAUUGAAAGUUUUGAAAAUAAACUGAACAAUCAUAUAGUUUGCUUUUCAUCCACCGUAGGAAGUAAUAGGUGGUUUAGAUUUUGGCUUGAUAUGCUGGGCAGUAUCAUUGUGUUCAUAUCAGCUUUCCUUGCUGUGCAUAAUCGGCAUAACUUGACUCCUGCUGAUGUUGCCUUAAUGAUAACUUAUACUUUAAAUGUUACAGGUGCUAUUAAAUGGUUUGUAAGACUAAGUUGUUUUCUAGAAGAUAAAUCUAUUUCUGUUGAGAGAGUAAACGAAUACUGCAAACUUGAUUCUGAGGCCGCGUGGGAUACGAAUUCCGACUGUCAAAACAAUGAUUGGCCAUCCAUUGGUCAGAUUUCGUUCAGCAACUACAGCACGAGGUACAGAGAGAAUCUGGACUUAGUAUUGAGAAACCUUAAUCUAUCUAUAAACGGAAGUGAAAAAGUUGGCAUUAUAGGACGUACUGGUGCUGGAAAGUCAUCGAUCACCAUGGCUUUGUUCAGGAUUAUAGAACCAGUGACAGGAACAAUAUUUAUAGACGACGUAGAUAUCUCUAAACUAGGCUUGCAUAAACUAAGAUCAAAAUUGACUAUAAUUCCUCAGGAUCCAGUUCUCUUUACGGGUACAUUAAGAUCCAAUUUAGAUCCCAAUAAUGAAUACAGCGAUGAUGCUGUUUGGCAGAGCUUGGAACGAUCUCACUUAAAAUCCUUUGUGACUUCUCUGGAUGUGGGUUUAGAGCAUAACAUUGAAGAGAAUGGUGGAAAUCUAAGUGCUGGACAAAAGCAAUUGGUGUGUUUAGCUCGAGCACUUUUGAAGAAUACGAAGAUCUUGGUGCUGGAUGAAGCGACGGCCUCUGUUGACAUAGAAACAGACAAUCUCAUUCAAAAUACAAUACGUACUGCAUUUGCAAAGAAUACAGUCAUUACAAUAGCCCAUAGGCUGAACACAGUACUCGACUAUGACAAAAUUGUUGUUAUGGAAAAUGGAACAGUUCUAGAAGUGGGAAAUCCUUCAAUUUUACUUCAAGACAACGGAUCAAGAUUUCAUGAAAUGUGUAAAGAUGCAGGAUUUAUUUAGAAAUUAGAAAACCAACAUAAAAGCAUGAUUUUAAUUUAUAUUUAUUGAUUUUAUUUUAUCUAUUAAAA